AUGGCUUUAAAAGACAACAAUCUGCCUGUUUUAUAUGGCGAAUUAAACAAACUAGGACACAGUGGUGACUAUGAAAGAGCGCUAAAAGUUGCUCAUAAAAUUCUAGCAUUUAUUCAAGAUGAUGAAGCUGCUCUGCAUUGUAAAAUAAUUUGUCUCAUUCAAUUAUCGAAAUUUAAUGAUGCGCUUCAACUUAUAUCUAGAUAUGGAAAACAAACCAGUAACUGGGAAUUUGAAAAGUCCUACUGCUUAUACCGACUGAACCAAGUCCCCGAAGCAUUAGCAGUAGUCGAAAAAGUAUCUAACCCAUCACUAAAACUGAAAGAAUUAAAAGCGCAAAUUCUCUACCGUUUAGAAAAAUACGAGGAAUGUUUUGCAGUUUACCGUGACAUUAUUAAAAACUCAGACGAUGAGUAUGAAGACGAGCGCGAGACAAACUUAGCCGCUGUCAUCGUAAACUUGACAUCCGAGCGAUCUAAACUCGACGUCCCACAGUUAAAAGAGCACACCUAUGAGCUGACCUACAACGCAGCAUGUCGAUUAAUCGAGCAAGGAAGCUUCGGUGACCGGGUAGUUUUAGCAGAAGCGGAGAAGAAGCUAAGAGCUGCCGAGAAAAUGUGCAAAGAAGCCCUCGAAGAAGACGCUACCGAAAGCGAGAUCGACAAUGAGGUAGGAAUCAUCCGAGUCCAACUCGGUUACUGCCUACAGCUCCAAGGCCGCGAAAAAGAGGCUCAAGCUCUCUAUAUGAAUGCGCUUAAAAUGAAACCGGAUGACAUCGCACUCGCUGCUGUUGCUAGUAACAAUCUUGUCACCUUGAACAAAGAUCAUAAUGUCUUCAGCAGCAAGAAGCGCAUGAAAAGCGCCACCCUGGAGGGUCUCGAACACAAGCUUACUUCCCGGCAGCGUAAAAGUAUCGCUUACAAUCAGUGUUUGCUUGCAUUGUAUACAAACCAGGGCGAGCAGUGUCAGAAGCUUUGCGGGAAGCUGGUCAAGGAUUAUCCAGACAUGCAGAAGGACGCGAGUUUCGUCCAGGCUGUGCAGCUCGGCAAGGAAGCCAAGGUCCAGGAAGCGGUCGACUUACUGCUGAACAAUUUGAAUCCUAAUAAUGAUUUAUGUAUGAGGCUAGCAUGUGUUCAGCUUUUGCUCCAGCAAGGCGAGCGCAAAAAGGCGAUUGAAAUUUUAGAAAAUUUGAAUGAACGCGAUCGUUCAUUAUCGGGAGUAGUCAGUGCUCUGGUUACUUUGCACAUGGCGGAAAAUAACCGGGAACGCGCUUCUGCAGUUCUCAAGGACGCGGUUAAUUACUACAAAAAUAACAAAGAAAAUACUGGAGAUUUAGGAACUCUCUGGCGUCAAGCUGCUGACUUCCAUCUCCGUGGUGGGGAAGUAGCAGUCGCUGCUGCGAGUCUCGAAGCGCUUCUAGAGGCUUCACCGAACGACACCAAGACAUUGGCGCAGCUUAUAGUCGCGUAUUCCAAGUUCUCGCCGGGAAAAGCACAGGCACUUUCUAAACAACUGCCUCCACUGGACCAGGUCGCUGGGGUGAUUGAUGUUGAUGCACUAGAGAGUAGUAACUGGGUCAUUGGGACGAAGGUUAUCAAGAGAAAAGUUGAACCUUCGCCAGGGAAACCUGGAACGGAUUCGGCUCAAAAGAUUAAGAAGACCAAGAAAAGAAAGAGGAAGGGAAAAUUACCGAAGAACUAUGACCCCUCGGUAGCGCCUGAUCCGGAGAGAUGGUUGCCUAGACACGAGAGAAGUAGUUUUAGGAAGAAAAGGGACCGCAGGAAUAGGGACACUGCCAUGAAGGGAACUCAGGGAACUGCUGCGGGAGCUAGUGAUCUUUAUGACAUCACCAAGAUGCCGGCCAAUGUGAAACCUUCGCCUAAUCCAAGACAUAGUCCUGCUGUGGAACCUGCUGGGCCUAGACAACAGCAGAGAAAAGUUCAGCAGAAGAAAAAGAAGAAAGGUGGUAAAUGGUAG
This is a messenger RNA of Cotesia congregata, 1974 nucleotides long. Lineage: Eukaryota; Metazoa; Arthropoda; Insecta; Hymenoptera; Braconidae. The record is from the annotation of a GenBank genome assembly.